AGUCGAUAAUUACGAAUGUAAGAUAUGUAAGUUAAUAUCAACAAACAAUUAAAAAACAUACAAACAUACAAAACUAUAUAACAAUAAACAUACGAAGUUAUCAUAUACAUUCAGUUUUCUAUAAGGUUUACUUUUUCUAUGCUUACUCUUUUUAAAGGAAACUAUUUAUGUCAAUCGAUUUAUAUUAAUUCACUUUUUAAACUUGUUUAUCAUGAGCUAGUAUUUAUGGGAAAACUAUGAUUUAAUAAUGCUUGCUAUACAGUAAAUUGACGCUUUCGAUACUUGGAAAGGAAUAAAUCGAUAUUUCGAACUCGAUAGUUCUCAACAGUAUUAUGUUUGAUCAGAUCUACCUUUGUUCUAAAUUAAACAAACACUUGCAUGCAUCAUUUUAAAGGUAAAACGGUGAUAUGAAUAAAAAAUAAAUUCUUCAUAUGAUAUUAUUAAAAUAAUUACAUGUAAAAUUACUUUUUUUGCAAAUGAGCUACGUUUCUAUACUAAUUAACACACUUAAAUUGUUUAGAAAAUUACAGUUUAUAUAGCGAAUUUAUACACACAACACACACACAUACACAUACAUAUACAAGUUUGCAUGUUGUCCAUCGUGUUUGUACAUAAGAAGCAAAUAUUUAAAAAUUAAAAAAGGAAAUUACAAAUUCGAUCUACUUUUCGAUGGAACUUCGAUUAAGUUUCGCAGAAGGAAAGGAUCGAUCGAUCGUAUUGGAUGAUCAUUAAAGCAAACAAUUAAAAAAACAAAAAUAAAAAACAUGUCACGAUGCUAUUGCUUAUCUUUACUUUCCAACGUAUCUACCUCGAGUUUUGAAUUGCAUAUUCAAGAUGGAAAUCCAAGAAAUAAGACAUCAUUAGCACCAGGUCACAGUGUCAUGGAUUGGAUACGAUUAGGUAAUUCAGGAGUAGACUUAACUGGAGUUGGUGGUAUUCCACGCACUGUUACAUUAACUGAGUUAGCUAAUCAUAAUAAGAAAAACGACGCGUGGAUUGCAAUAAGAGGAAUAGUUUUCAACGUGUCACAUUACAUGGAUUUUCAUCCAGGAGGAAUUGACGAAUUAAUGAAAGGAGUUGGAAAAGAUGCCACGAAAUUGUUCGACAAGGUUCACGCUUGGGUAAAUUAUCAAAGUCUUCUUCAAAAAUGUGUCGUUGGUAGAUUAUGUCGUUCUUCGAUUUCAAAUACAUCAAAGACCAAUGGAAAAUCAUCCAUUGCAAAUGAUCUCUUGAAAAGUUGCACAACUCAAAGUACAAGCGAGGAAGAAAAAGAAAAAGAAACCAAUGAUGGUGUUUCGAAAAUUAAAAUGGAUUGGCGUCAAACGACUAACACCAUAACUUUGUUUUAUCAAAGUAUAAAUGAUUAUCAGGGUAUCUAUUAUCGUUUAUCAAGGAUAAAUGAUACCAAACUCGUUUUUAAUUUAUCCUUUGAAAAGAAUAUAGUAACGCACGAGCUUGAAUUAGCUGGUGAAAUCGAAUGGCCUCCUACUUGGAGUAGAAAUUAUGAAAACAUGGAAAUAGAUUUUACGUUCAGAAAAAAAGAUAAAAUUGUUUGGAAAACUCAAGGUAAUUAUACCAUGUCACGAGAACCAAUAACCAAUAAGAGAACUUAUAAAGGAUACAAAGUUCUAACGAACACACCACUUUGUAAAUUAGUUCACUUGUUAGUCCUACGAGCUAAGGAUUCGUUAGAAUUAAUACCAAUCGGUAGACACUUGGAAGCAAAAAUAAACAUUGCAGGUGUUGAGGUUUCUAGAUAUUAUACACCUGUCCCACCAUAUCUUCACCCGGAAGACACGGCACCGAAUUAUACGUCAGAUUGUAUAUGCCUGAUGAUCAAAAGGUACGAAGAUGGUGCUCUUAGUCCAUCUAUAACAGCUUUGAAAUCUUCAGAAAGUGUUAUGUUGAGUAACGGACUUGGUAACUUUAUCGUUGAAACCUUUGAUCGUUUUACCGACAUUCAUAUGUUGGCCGCUGGAACAGGACUAACAGUGAUGCUAGGAAUAAUUCAACGAUCCCUUGCCAGGCGUCAUGUGAAAAGUAUCAAUCUUUUAAACUUCAACAAGGAUGAAGAUAACAUGUUCUAUGCAGAACAGUUGGAGAGAGCUUGCAAUACAAAUAAAUUGAAAGUUACACAUAUUCUGUCGCAAGCGGGAGAAUUAUGGAAUGGUAGGCGUGGUUCGAUAUCUGAUGAACUUUUGAAAGAAUUAAUGGGCAAUUAUUCACCUGACAGCUGUGUGUUUCUUUGUGGUCCUAAAGGAUUCCUAGAUUCCGCAAAAAAAUGUCUUCGUAAUCUCAAAUGGGAGUCCUAUCAAAUACACGAAUUCGAUGAUUGAAAUAAUCUUAAAACUUGUUUUUAUAUUCCAAGCUCGAUCGUUGAAGGAACAACUUAAAAUUUGGGUUUAAUUUAUUGUACAAAUUCUUUACCGAUAAUCGAAUGUGUUGAGGGAUUUCGAGAAAGUCCUGUUCUAUCCAUCCUUGAAACUAGAAACACAAAUCUUAGAGCUUAUUAUUGCGAAUAAGGAAUUGAAAUUAAUAGAUAAAUCUAAAAAAAAAGAAAAAACAAAAGAAAAGAAAAGGAAACGCCUGAUACUAAAUUUGGAUGCAUCGUACGUUUAAUGUACCUGUUUCAAUCAAUUAAACUAAACUUUGUUAUUAGACGAAUUUUGCUGCCUCGUACGAGCCGGUUUAGUACAAAGAAAUAAAAUAAAGCGUUUCUAAUUCUCUUGUAAAUAAGUGCAAUGAAUAUUUGUCGAAAAAGAAUUGCGAAUUUUUUGAGUAUUCGUACUUAGAUUCGAUGUAUUUACAUGUAUAGAUAAAUAUUUGAUUAUAUUUUCGAAAGAAGAUUGCAAAUGAUCUUCUUUUUAUCUUAUUUCUCUCUUGUUUUUUAUGAUUAAUAUCAAUAAUAGCACGUUGAUCGUCGCGUAGUCCAAAUUUGGGC
This is a messenger RNA of Polistes dominula (European paper wasp), 2941 nucleotides long. RefSeq names its product cytochrome b5 reductase 4. The record is from RefSeq and is a predicted model, not a curated record. Gene Ontology annotation, cellular component: cytoplasm; endoplasmic reticulum. Lineage: Eukaryota; Metazoa; Arthropoda; Insecta; Hymenoptera; Vespidae. Gene Ontology annotation, biological process: superoxide metabolic process. Gene Ontology annotation, molecular function: cytochrome-b5 reductase activity, acting on NAD(P)H; heme binding.